AUGAAUUCAAAUACAGCCGGUCGAUCAACGCCAGAAGACGGGGAGCUAGAGGACGGAGAGAUCUGUGAUGAUGAAACCGAGGAGAGAGCUCCUCCGCGGCGGGGGGAAGGGCGCAGGCCCCGCGGCGGAGCCAGGCCGCGGCCGAGAAAACCGCACCAGUCACCGCACAAUUUGCGGCCUCUACUGGGACCACCACCGCAGGAUUUUAGGCACAUGAUGCCCUACAACCCCGGCCCUCACCUUCACGGCCCGUUCCCCCUGAACCUCAGACAGCCAGACCGUCCUCCAGUCCCUCCGCCUCCUGGGAUGCCGCUUCCGCCGCCACCCGGCCUCGGUCUGCUCGGAGAGCCCAAUAACCGGUCCAACUUCUGGGAGCGGAGCCAUGGAGCUCUGGGACGGUUUCGGCACCGGGGCUUGCCGAACGGAGGACGGGGGUCCUGGAACCGAGGUCGAGGUCUCGGGGGGAACAACAGAGGAGGACCUGGAAGACCCGGACCGGUGGACAUCCACGGAUCUCCCUCCAGAAAGCAGAAGCAACCGCCAAGAGUCCGGGUCAGGAAAGUGGGUCCUAACGCCUCCAGACAGGAUCCCAGUAUGAACGAGAGCUUUGAGGAUCUGCUGUCCAAGUACAAGCAGAUCCAGCUGGAGCUGGACUGCAUCCGCAAAGCUGAGACCAUGGCACUGGAGCCGGCCGCCUCUCCCGCUGUGGAGGAGGUCCCCGCCGCUGCUUCUCCUGCUGCAGAGGGCCGACUGGAGCCAGAACCAACACCAGAACUGCCUCUAGUCGGAGCAGAGCAGCUGGAGAAGGAUGAGAAGAAACCUUUCCAGGCGUUCAACAUCAAACCGCUGCGGCAUAAACUUCUGACGCCGGCGGAACUGGAUGAGCUGCGUAAGAAGCUGGAAGACCAGGAGGCAGGAGGUGCAGAAGCAGGAAGCUCCGACGCUGCAGUACCUGAAGAAAAUGUGGCUGCAGCUGCGGAGGAAAAGCAGAGCGCGUCCUGUGGCGAGGAAACCAUUCCAGAGGAGAAGCAGAACGCUCAGGAUGCCGUCUUGUGUCGCAGUGAAUCGUCGGCGUCCAGCGAGGAGUCGACUCUGUCGUCUGACAAGCCGGUGGAGAAGCUGGAGGAGGAGGAGUUAUCGGAGCUGCAGCUCCGCCUCCUGGCGCUGCAGUCGGCCAGUAAGAAGUGGCAGCAGCAGGAGCAGCAGGUGAUGAAGAAGAGCAAAGAUCGGAUCGUUAAAGCCUCUCAGGAGAAGAACUCCGCUCCCGGUUCUGGAGCCGCUCCGCCGGAGAGGCAGCGAGUCACCACCAGGUCCGCCUCCUCUGCUGCUGCUGCUGCUGCCGCCGCCGCCGCCGCAGAGCAGAACAGGAGCAGGUCCAAACUGUCAGAGAGAGACAGACCCAAGAGCGGGCCCAGAUCAGCCGACAGGGACCGGAUCAGACAGAGUCCAAAGCCAGGGCCCAGAGUCCCGAUGGAGAGGAGCCGAACGCCAGGAAAAGCUCACGGCGUGAAGAGGCUGAUCAGCCCAGGCUCCUCUGCCAAGCAGGCGGUCAGGAAGCAGCAGCUCCGCACCUGGAAGCUGCAGCAGCAGCGGAAAGAGGAGGAAACUCGGCGGCAGGAGGAAGAGGAGCGCCGGAAACGCGAGGAGGAAAUCCGCCGGAUCCGGGACCUGUCCAACCAGGACGAGCAGUACAACCGCUUCAUGAAGCUGGUGGGGGGCAAGCGGACGCGCAGCAGGUCCAGAGACCAGGACCACAGGAAGUCUGCCGGGAAGCCGGGCCUGGACUCCUCAGGGAGCCUCUACCAGUACGACAACUACGAUGAGGUCGCCAUGGAUACGGACAGUGAGACCAGCUCACCUGUGCCGUCUCCGAUGCACAACCUGCUGCAGGCAGACGAGGCGGCGUGUUUCCCUCCACUGGGUUUCUACGGAGCCGAGGCUGCGGCCUACGGAAUGGAUUUCUCGCAGGCCUUCCUCUCCCCCCUGCUGUCUGGCAUUCCUCCGCCGCCGCCCCUCCCCCCGCCUCCUGACGACCUGGAUCCCCCACCCAAGCCGCCGUUUGCUGACGAAGAGGAGGAGGAGGAGAUGCUGCUCAGGGAGACGUGUCUGAUGUCGAUGGCCAACAAGAGGGUGGCAGCGGCCGAGAAGAGCUCCAGCGGUCCUCCGUCCCCCAGCUGUCUGCCUCCUGCUGAGCUGCAGCCGCCUCCCCGGGGGAACCUGAGCACGGUCAGCCUGAACACGGUGCCGCCGUCUCGGAGCAGCCGCUUCGGCAGAGCUCAUCCUGCAGCCAGAGGUCCGCUGGUGCUUCCCAGGCACAAGUCAGUGGUGGUUUCCCUCAAAGAUUCAGACGACAGCGACUCGGACAUGGACGCCUGCAGCUCCUCACAGACCGUGUUCGGAGGGCUGGAGUUCAUGAUCAAAGAGGUCCGACGGACUGUGGAGGCGACGAAGCCAAAAACGGCCUCAGGAUGUGAGAAGGAGAACAACCCGGUCAGAACCCCAGAAUCUCUCCCUGAAGCCAAGAAGGCAGAGUACCGGCUCCUCAAAGAGGAGAUCGCCAGCAGGGAAAAGCAGAAGAUGCUGAAGGAUCACGGCUCUCCUGCUGCAGCCGAUCAUGUUCUGGAGUCUUCCUCGAGACCGGCGGCUGAGCUGAGGCUGACUGAGACGGAGCAGAGACUCAACAGGCACAGAGAGCUGCUGCAGAGGGACGAAACCGUCCUCAGACACCUGCUGCAGCAGGAGCUGAAGAAGACAGAGACACUAAGAACAGCUGAAACCAAGAUGGUCAAACUGAGGGAGCAGCUGGCGGCUUCAGAGAAGAUCGUAGCGGCCAACAGGACGCUGCUGAGGAAGCUGCAGGAACAGGUUCACCGAGUUGAGCAGCGGGUUUCCCAGAAGAAGACUUUAUCCGUCCGACUGGAGCAGGAUCUGAUGCAGGCCCAGCUGGCUGCUGGCAGAGGAACCAAACGUCCUGCAGAGUCCAACCAAACCACGUCCAAUAAGCUGCCGCGUCUGGACGCGGCGCCUCGCGGCUCUGAGAGGCACUUUGCCGAGCUCAUUGCUCAGAAACGGCGAUUACAGCAGCUGGAGUCGGAGUACGCCCUCAAGAUCCAGAAACUGAAGGAGGCUCAGGCUCGGCGGAACAAAGUAGUCCCAGCAGAACCUCCGCCCCCAGCCGCCAUCCCGCCACCCGCCCCUCAGGUCCAGCAGCUCCCUCCCGCCAGUCCCUUCCACCUGCCUCAGCCCUCCCUGCAUGACCUGUCCCAGGACAAGCUGGUUCUGGACAGCGAGGAUGUCCCUGAGGCCGAGGAUCCAGAACCAGAACCUGCCCUUGCCCCAGCUGCAGCUAAAGGCGGCCGCCGCUCUUCCUUCCGGCAGUCCAGCAGCUCCUUCACUAAACCCCACCUGGAGACUCCAAGCUCUGCCCCCACUAAAGACGGCAGUAAGCCUGCCAAGAUGGCGUCCAGCACCGAGACGGCGUCCAAUGCCGAUCUUCCUGCGGAGAUGUUUGCCGGGCUGGACGUAGACGGCCUGAAGAGCCGGUACCAGCAGCAGGCCCGGCUGGAGGAGCUGCUGCAGAGGGAGCUGCAGAAACUAAAGGAGGACACAGAUGUCUCCCCCACUGGACUGAUGGUCCCAGUGGAGCUGGAAGCUGGGAACCAACCCGUUGUGUCGGAGCUGAAGCCGGUCUCGUUUGAGCCGUAUCGCAGCCCGCUGCUGGUCUUCAGGUCAUACAGGUUCAGUCCGUACUACCGGACCAAGGAAAGGUUUUCCCUGAGCUCCGUUACCUACAGCAACACCAUCGAACCAAACAAAUGUUUCUGUCGCUUCGACCUGACAGGGACCUGCAACGACGACGGCUGCAGAUGGCAGCACAUGAGGAACUGCACGCUGAGCGGGAACCAGCUCUUCCAGGACAUCCUGUCCUAUAAUCUGACCCUGAUUGGUUGUUCAGAGAGCAGCUCAGACGAGGAGGUCCGCGCCGCCACAGAGAGCUACAUGAAGAAGCUGUUUGGUCCAAACAAAGACCGGAUGGGUAUCGAUCAGAAGGCGGUUCUGCUCGUCAGUAAAGUCAACGAAAGCAAGCGACAUGUGCCUCCAUACACGACCUGCAAAGACACGAGGAGGUGGAAACCGAAGCCGUCGGCGCCGGGAUCCAACGCCCCCGAAGACGACAGCGAUGACGAGGCAGCAGCUGCGUAUCUGACGCCUGCAGGAAGAGACGACCUGUCGAAGGGCAUCAUGCCGGCCGUGGACGUCGUCACCUCUGAGGACCGGCGCUACUUCAUCAGCGAGACGGACGACAUCUCCAACCUGGAGGCCAGCAUCCUGGAGAGUCCCAGAGACACUCAGCUGUGGAUCAAACUGGCCUUCAAGUACCUGAACCAGAGCGAGGCGUCUGCGGCGGAGUGUCUGGAAGCGGCUCUGAACACGCUGUCUCGAGCUCUGGAGAGUAACUGCGACGACCCGGAGGUGUGGAGUCACUACCUGUCUCUGUUCUCCAGGCGAGGCAGCCAGGAGGAAGUGAGGGAGAUGUGUGAGAUGGCCGUGGAGCACGCAGCCGACCACCGGCUCUGGUGGAAAUACCUGAACCUGGAGCGGUCGUUUGAGGGGAAGGACUACGUCUGCGACCGGCUGCUGCAGUUCCUGCAGGGCGAGGCGGCGGCGGGCGUCACGGAGAAGCUUUCCUUCCAGCUGAUGGAGGCUCUGCUCUACAGGGUGCAACUGAGUCUGUUCACGGGCCGGAUGGAGAGCGCUUUGGCCGUCCUGCAGGCGUCUUUGAAAUCGGCUCAGGACCACAGCAUGGCGGAGUUCCUGACGGCCGGCGACCGGGCGCUGCUCUGGCUCUGCUACAUUCACCUGACCGAGUUCGACCAGCUGCCGGCGAGCCUCUACGACCCGGCGGAGUCCGGGCCGGGACGGCUCGUCUGCACCAAGUCCUUCCAGCUGCCCUGGAGGACGCAGGAGGACAUCAGCACGCCGCCCGACAUCCUCAUCGCGCUCUUCAAAGAUGCCAUCAAUCAGUGCAGUGAGGAGAGUAUGACGGACGCCGAGAGGACGCUAGCCUGCAUGCCGCUCUACACAAACCUCAUCCUGCUUUACAAGGUUCUGCAGCGGUUUGAUGACGGUGUGGAUCUAUGCGUCUCUCUGUUGGAGUUUUGUCCCGACUCGUGCACGCUGCGCGACGCUCUGGCCGACCUCCACAUCAGCAGAGGGAACGGCGAGCAGGCGGUCAGCAUGUGGCUGAACGCGCUGGCUGACUGUCCGCACAACGCUCAGGUGUUCUACCACUGCUGCAGGUUCCUCAUGGCCCAGGACAAGUCCAACGCCAUCCUGCCUCUGUUCCGAGGAUUCAUCCUGUCACUCUGUGAAGACGAGCAGAGUCAGAAGACGCCUGUGGACGUCCUGCGUCACAUCCUGGGCUUCUCCAGCCAGGAUCUGCUGAUCGGUCCCAUCAUCAGGAAGGAGCUGGAGGAGCAGCUCAGUCAGCAGACGUCCUUCCUUCACCUGCUUCACUGUCGCUGGAUGUGGCUACACGGUUCAGAUAAAGAGGCUGUCGAGGCUUUUGAGCGAGCGUUGGGGUCAGUCCUGCAGCUGGAGGAGCUUCACGCGCUGUGGAUGGACUACCUGCUGUUCAGCUGCAGACCGCAGACCAUCAGCGUCUCCAGAAAGCUGUUCCCAGAUCUGGUCCAUCGCUGCCUCAGCACACUCCCGUCACGGUUGGAGCUUCCUUUUAAUCCCGCACAGUUCUGGAGCUGCUACCACUUCCAUAACAAGGUUGUGUCCCUCUACCUGAAACACGUCCCGCUGUCCCAGCGCGCUCUGGUCCUGGAGAGACUGAGAAACGCCAUGUCGAGCAACCCUGAGCUGGGCCUUAGGUUGUUGCAUCAGGAGUUGGUUGAGGGAAACAUGGAGCAGCUGAAGUUUCAGGCCCGCAUGCUGACCAGCAACACUCCUCGAUGUUUGUCCAGCUGGAGAAUAGCAAUCGCUGUGGAGCGGGAGCUGAAGGAGCGUGGCCAGAUGCGUCUUCUGUAUCAGCAAGCUCUCCAAAACCUGCCGCUGUGCGCCGCCCUGUGGAAAGAUCGGUUGUUGUUUGAAGCAGCGGAGGGUGGCGCCUCCGACCGUCUGCGGCGGCUGGUGGACUGCUGUCAGCAGGCGGGGGUCAACCUGAGUAUCGGGGGGGUGGAUCUAUGAUCAGACUGAUAGUAGAGCUGAUCAGUAGGUGACUGAUUGACGAGGUAAGGCCACGCCCCCCCAGCCUGCCAUCCUCCUACCUCAGUGAAUGUAAGUAUGCUGCUGCUGAGUGACGCCUUUGCUCUUCAUCACCUUCUCUUUAGUUGCUCUCACCUUUCAGUUGGACUCAUUUCCCUCCCUUUUUUUAGUUAACUCACCCAAAAAGGGGUGGGGGCAGCCCCACCCCCAACCCAGACCCUCUCCCACUUUUUUGUUUUCUUUGUGUGUGGACUUUUAUUUUGGUAAACCGAUGAAAGACAAGUGUUCAGGUUAUUGACCCAGUAUCUGUGCGGAGACGACCCCGCCCGACUGUAUAGUGUUUUCUGAUUGGCUGAGUAUUUGUAAGAGACUGCCUCGGAAACGAAAGGUCGCCGCGGGAACCCACCGAGCUCAGCCGGACUGCUCAUGUGCAAUCUGUUGUCAUGACAACUAAAGAGACUUUUGUGCUGCCACUUUUGUUUUCUACGUGUCAGAUGUUAUUAAAUUAUUUUAUAUAAAUAUGGAAA
Molecule: messenger RNA, 6740 nt
Organism: Poecilia reticulata (guppy)
Lineage: Eukaryota; Metazoa; Chordata; Actinopteri; Cyprinodontiformes; Poeciliidae
Gene: zfc3h1
Product: zinc finger C3H1-type containing
Biological process (GO): RNA processing
Cellular component (GO): exosome (RNase complex); nucleus
Molecular function (GO): protein binding
Source: RefSeq, a predicted model, not a curated record